Molecule: messenger RNA, 1509 nt
Organism: Parastagonospora nodorum SN15
Lineage: Eukaryota; Fungi; Ascomycota; Dothideomycetes; Pleosporales; Phaeosphaeriaceae
Exons: 3
Coding region: 1-1509 (502 amino acids)
Source: RefSeq, a predicted model, not a curated record
AUGGGUACGGAACAUGAACAUUGUCGAAGCAACACACUCACGAAUUACAGGCCACCGCCUGUAUCACCAGUGGGCUCGAUACAUCGCGAAUUUGGCUUCAUACAGCAUACUCUACCACUGCCAGAAGUGCCCGAGCAUUCUGACCUCGAAGGGCUCAAUCUGAACAUAACCGUCCCAGUCAGCCAAGAUGGGAAACUCAAGAGCAGCACCAAGUUACCAGUCUACGUUUUUAUUCAUGGUGGUGGCUUUGCCGUAGGUUCGUCAUGGUAUCCGCAAUACAAUCCCGCUUCAAUCGUGAAGCUGUCAGCCAAGCUCGGGAAACCCAUCAUCGGUGUCACAGUCAACUACCGACUUGGGGCUGCGGGUUACAUGACUUCCAAAGAAUUGCGCGAUGCAGGGUACAAGGCCAAUAAUGGCUUCCACGACCAGCGCACCGCAUUGCGCUGGAUUCGAAAGAAUAUUGCAGGCUUUGGUGGAGACCCAGAUGAGAUCACAACAGUUGGCGAAAGUGCUGGAGGGUUAUCCGUGACCAUGUUCCUAUGCUCCAAGGAACCCAUAAUGAAGCGUUGCCUCAGCACUGGCGGUGCUGUGUUGCUUUUCGCGCCUUUGCCGCUUGAAGCAGCGGAAGAAUCUUACAACACCAUUGUCAAAGCUCUCGGCCUUUCCGACAAAUCACCCGAGGAACGUAUUCAGGCACUCCUCAGUAUACCACAAGAUGACCUGUGGCAAAAAGUCCCCAUGGGCGCACCACUCCUCCCAACAAUCGACGGUGGCGUAACAGUCCCCGGCAGCCCAGACUUCGUCACCAUCUCAUCUCUCGAAGAUAGCGAGAGAUUCCCCAUGCCCGGCCGAAAGUGGUGUGAGUCUCUCAUGAUCGGUGAAUCGAAACUCGACGCCAAUAUCCUCGCAUACAUGGGCAUGGACAGCCGGAAUCCAGGCAUCGCACAAAAGUUCGUUGAUUCAGUCAACAAGACACUUUCCUCGCAUCCCGAAGCCGCAAAGCAGUUGCUCUCAUCCUACAACAUCACGCCCUCGACCAACGACGACGAAGCAACUCUCUCCAUCCUACGCUUCGCCUCCGAAAUAUCCUUUUACGCGCCCGCUCGCGCCUUUGCACAAGGCUGGCCCGGGAAAUUCUUCCUGUACCAUUUUAACGAGGGGAUCCCCUGGGAAGGCCGAUUCCAAGGUGAAGCAGGACAUAUUCUUGACGUGGCGUAUCUGUUCCAGAACUUUAAUGAGUUUUUGGAUGAUAGGCAGAAGGCGGUUGCGACGGCGUAUGCGGAGGAUUUCAUCAAGUUUGUUAAUGGCGAAGAUCCGUGGACACCGGUCAAGGAUGGCAAUAUGGCGGCCAGAGUAUAUGGGCCGAGUAGUGAGGGUAUCACGAUGAAGUUUGUGCCAGAUGGGAAUCCGAAGGAAGUGGGUAGGGAUGAGAGGGUGUUGAAGCUGGGUGAAAUGGCGGGUUUUGAUAAUUUGUCGGCGGCGUUCCAGAACUUCUUUCAAGGGCGGUGA